GAAACACCAUAUUGCUUGGGGUGCUGGUGUGUGCAUGUGUUGUAAAUGUGUGUACCUGACAUUUAAACGGAAGAAGCUUUUUCCGGCGCAAAGUUUUUAAGUGCGUCGUGUGUUAACUAAAAUUGUGCCACAUAUUUUUAUUUAAACAAUAAUCUCAAACCCGAUUCAGUUUCUUCUAUUUCGCCUUUCGUUGUGAGCAUAAUGGGUGACGAUCACGACGACCCAUCUACACUUGGCAAAUCUGAAACUGUGAUGGAAACCGAAAACAUCGAAUCGGUAUCACUGUCCGUGUCGGUGGUUUCUGAUGACAGCAAAAAUGAAGAACUCAUUAAAAAGAAAAGAAAGAGUAGAAAAAAGUCUGAUGGUUAUACAUCAAGAAAAAGAUCAAGAUCUACAAAACCCACCUCUUCAGAUGAAUAUGAAGUGGAGAUGAUCAUUGAUCACAAAACCGAUGAAGAGGGCCGUGAGUUUUAUCUUGUUCAUUGGAAAGGUUGGAGUGAUGAUGAUGAUUCUUGGGUACCCAUUGAAGACUGUGACUGUCCUGCACUAAUUGCUGAAUUUUAUCAGCGUAAUCCUGACAAAGACCCGAAUGGUUUGGAAAUCCGACAAAAGAAGGCAACUGAAUCUGCAGAACUUCAAAAAUACAUUGAAGGAAUUCUUAAGCCAACAAAUGAGGAUAUUGAUCUAGCCAUACAACUAGUUUGUAGUUCAUCUGAUAGACACAAAUUUAAUGGAUUUAAAAUCCAUUUGUCCAAUGAAGAAAUCAACAAGUAUGCAUUCAUGGUGUACAGAAAGAAACAGAAACUAUUACAGAUGGAAAAAAAUUUGAUGAUGCAGUUACUUACUAGAGAUUUUCGCCAAAGACGAGUUGAUCAGCUCCAGCGAUUGAAAGAAUGGGAAACUGAAAUCAAUGAAACUACUCAGGGAAAACCGCCAGUCAAAAUCGAAAACAAUGUCGACUUAGAUGAACCCCCAGUUGGUUUCACCUAUGUUACUCAAUGCAAGGCCGGAGAUGGAGUAGUUAUUCCGGACGACCCUGUAAUUGGAUGUGAAUGUCUCGAUUGCAUCGACGGCCGCAAGACAUGUUGUGGUCCGAUGUCGGGUACACAGUCAGCAUACACAAAAGCAGGGCGCCUCAAGGUUCCUGUUGGUACCCCAAUUUACGAAUGUAACAGUCGGUGUCGUUGUGGACCGGAAUGUCCAAACCGAGUAGUCCAGAGAGGUUCAAAGUUGAAACUCUGCAUUUUUCGCACAAGCAAUGGUUGUGGUUGGGGUGUCAAAACACUUGAAACGAUUCGUAAAAACAGCUUUGUUAUUGAAUAUGUUGGGGAAGUCAUUACCAACGAAGAAGCUGAAAAACGUGGAGUGCAGUAUGAUUCAGAAGGAAGAACUUAUCUUUUCGAUUUGGAUUUCAAUGAUAUUGAUUGUGUUUACUCCGUCGAUGCUGCUCACCAGGGAAAUGUUGCACACUUUAUCAAUCAUUCGUGUGAUCCUAAUUUAGCCGUCUUUGCCGUGUGGGCAAAUUGCAUGGAUCCCAAUAUGCCACGCCUUGCGCUCUUUGCCCAAAGAGACAUUCAUGUCGGAGAGGAGCUUACCUUCGAUUAUGCUUCAUCUAAAACCGAAAACCCGGAGGCAAAAACUUCAGUGUCAUCAGGCAAAGAAGUUAGUGUAAAAAAUGAAUGCCGUUGCGGAGCUACUAAUUGCCGAAAGAUAAUGUUUUCACUGCCAGAAAACCAAGUAAUAGCCCCGUUUCUUAAGGCAGAAUAAACAGCCAUCUUAUAUGUAGCAUGCAAGCUGUAACUUCGGGUUCCCAAAAUUUGUGCCUCAGCAGAAUUUCGUAUUGGGAACUAAUGACCUAUAUUCUUUUAUCUCAACUAACAAUUUCUUAUCAAGUUUUUCGUGCUACAUCCCAUUAGAUCCCAUUUUUUGUUUUUUUUUCUGCAUCAUUCCCUAUUACAAAAUACUCUGGUAGAACUUGUUUGUGAUGUCAUGGGCCUCUUGCUUGCAACACUAUUUGUUUUGUAGGGGUUGAGAUAACUAGUAUUAACUGUGUCUGCCGACUUCAAUUAAAGAUCAGUACUUGUGGUAAAGAAAGAAAAAUAUUAGCAAGGAGGCUGGACCUGCCCGGUACUUAGAAAAUUUUCGUCCCCACUUGCCCUCCCAUUUUGUUUGAAAUAUUAACUGCAACCCUUUAAAGAUUUCAAUUUAAAAUAGGAGGGAGGGGAGAAGAAAUUACAAGGGCACAUUUGUAGGCGCCGAAAGUUUUAUUGUUGCACGGCAUUUGUAUAGUAGUAUAUGAUAGCAAAGAUUUACUUAUGCUACCAAAAUUGUCUGCAUCCUUUUGAUGGCAUUGUAUUUACAAGCUCAUGACAAACAUCCGCAGGUGGUUUACCACAGAUUGUCCCAUAAAUUUUAGUUUGUGUGAUAAUACACUUCAAAGCUGAUGAAUACCAA
Molecule: messenger RNA, 2454 nt
Organism: Daphnia carinata
Lineage: Eukaryota; Metazoa; Arthropoda; Branchiopoda; Diplostraca; Daphniidae
Product: histone-lysine N-methyltransferase SUV39H2-like
Exons: 9
Coding region: 202-1767 (521 amino acids)
Cellular component (GO): nucleus
Molecular function (GO): protein binding; histone H3K9 methyltransferase activity; zinc ion binding
Source: RefSeq, a predicted model, not a curated record